AAAGUUUUAUUAUAGAGAGCUCCGGGUCUCCUCCUGCUUCGAUGGACGUGUGAAUCCGCGCAUGCGCUGUGCCGCUUCUGUCAGCCAGGGCGGUGAUCUCUCUCUCGCGCGCACACACUCUUUCUUUACGUCUCUCCCUCUGUGGGAAAAACCCGAGCAGGAGGAGAGCAGAAGGGGGGAGGAGGCGGACUGCUUCUUCUUCUUCUUCUUCCGAUACAGCGGCGGCGGCGGCGGCGGGAUAUUUAGAGAAAUAAAUCAAAAAGAUCCACGCGGCAGCCCCCCACCCCGGUGCGGAGCGGCAGAGGAAGAGAAAAACCACACGGAUGUGCCUCCGAAAGCGCAGCGGAUACCGCCCUCCGGACCUUAUUAAUGCCAAGAUUGAGAGGUCCGAGGCAGAAGGGGGGAUGACAUGCAUGUGUCCGGCCUGCUAACAUCGCUGACGACUCGCACACUAACCGACUGCCCGCCCUUGCGACAUGACGGACGUACUGUACACAGGUCCGAUCCCGGCCGAGCGAGGGGGCGAGCUGGCCAUGGGGGGAGGUCGCAGCGAGACCUCAGCACUGAGCGGGGCAGGAGGGGGGCGGGGCGUGACCACUACCCAGAAUUCCCAGCGGCCCAACGCCUGCUGCUUCUGCUGGUGCUGCUGCUGCAGCUGCUCAUGGAAUGAAGAGGAGAGACGGAGGCGGAGGAGGAGGAAGAGAAUAUCACAGGACACCAAGAUGGAAACCAUACCAAACUGUGAAGCUUGCACCAAACCCACAACGGAAGAGAUGCGGAUGUGGGCUCAGUCCUUCGACAAGCUGAUGAGGAACCCAGCAGGUCGGAAUGUUUUUCGGGAGUUCUUGCGGACUGAGUACAGCGAGGAGAACAUGCUGUUCUGGUUGGCCUGUGAAGACCUCAAACAGGAAAUCAACAAGACCGCCAUUGAGGAGAAAGCGCGCUCCAUCUAUGAGGAUUACAUUUCAAUAUUGUCGCCAAAAGAGGUGAGUCUGGACGCCCGGGUUCGAGAGGUGAUCAACAGGAAGAUGCAGGACCCGACGCCUCACGCGUUCGAAGACGCCCAGCUACAGAUCUACACGCUGAUGCACAGGGACUCCUACCCACGAUUCCUCUCCUCCAACAUCUACAAGUCGCUCUUGCACGGCGGCUCACGUACCUCGUCUGAAUCCUAGUCCCACAUCACCUCCUCUACUGGUCCUGCGCUCACAGGAUUGAUGCCAGACCAUUUCAUGACUUCUCCAGCACACUCCUCCCUCCCAGUACAGAACUACCCAAAAAUUACCAGACUCCUCCUCAGUUCACUUUCUCAGAAUCACAAAUCUCUCUGACUACUGCCAAGACUUUCUUCUCAUGUGUUGUUUUUUCCACUCCAUAUCUUCAACUUUUACUACUGUUGCCAAGACCUCCCCUCCUCUGCUGUUUCCUCCUCUCGUCUCUUCACUCCAGUAGACUUCUGUCUUCUGUACUUGAGAAAUUCAGGCAAUUACAACUAAAAACUAACAAAUAAUUGAAAAUAUUUGUCCGGUAAUAGCUACAAAAACCUGAAGUUUGCGUCAUUUGAAUAAUAUCCAAAACAUUGAACAUACCAUUUUAUACCUAUAAAAACCUGAAAACUCCACAAUAUGAUAUUUUCAGCCUCUGAAACACCUGCCUUCUCUCUAUUAUAAUGGAACCAGAUGGCGCUCAGCUUGUGGUGCUCAAAACACCCCAAAAAUACUUCUGAAAAACUCAACAUCAAUGUCUCUAUCCAGAAAUCAUGACCUGGUUACUCAAGAUAAUCCACAGAGCUUGUUGUCAGCAGUUUCAUCUAACUUUUUUCUUUCUACCAAACUACAUCCACCAACUACAUCUACCAGGCCCCAGGAAGUGCACUGGGCUCUGAAGCCAAUUUCCAUAGUGGCCAAACAUUGGUACUGCAGUUUUUGUGGGGUCAGUUAUGUGAUGCCAAAGGGCCCAAAAAGACUUUUCCCAUAGACUUACAUUGGGAAAGGGACGUCUGUAAAUCAGUGGAUACUUGUUUUUCGAGUGUCACAGCCCCCUCAGAAUAACUGAUUCCACUAUCAGGAUUUAAUCCAUUCGGCCCCAGAACAUUUUGAAAGUUUAAAAGAUACGCAAAAUUAAAUUAAUUUAUCCCAAUUCACGUUAACAGAGCGCUAAACUGGCUGUUCUCUGCAGCUCUAAGGCCCAAUCCCAAUACCCCCCCUUGUCCACUACCCCUUAGCCCUUGGCCCUACCCCUAGCCAUUGCCCACUACCCCUUGGCCCUCGAAAUGAAGCAACGAGGGGUAGGGGUUGAAAUCAUUCCCUAGGAAUUGGGUCACCACUCACUACGUCACCACGUCGGUUACGUUCACCUAUUUUAAACAGGAAGCUGCGAGCCAUCUACAUUUCCAACCCGCAUUUACAAUGGAGUCUCCGGUUGAGUUCAUCCUACCGAUCGUGUUUGCUGUAUUCAUCAUGCUUCGUUUGAUGAACGACAGACGACAGGGGACUUCUGCUAGCUAGCUAACCAGCUAACAUCACGAGGCACCAUAGUUAUUCUAGCUGGCGUGUUAUCGUAAUGUGAAAAAUCCGACAAUUUUGCAGAACAGGACAGAUGUCAGAUGCCAGAUAGUGCGAGCUAGCUAGACGACCGUAACGUUAGCUAUGUAUGAACUUUUUUUCCCGUCUUUUGCUUGGUGGUAGCCAUGGCAACAUCUACACCUUGCUGGCAAGUCAGCAUCUGAAACCCCUCGCUCCGAAGGGCUAGUUUCAUACCCACUACCCCUCGUUAUGCCCCCUACCCCUACACGCAAAAAGGAAUUGGGACACCACUACCCCUUGCGGGAAGGCGCAAAUGUAGGGGUAGGACCAAGGGGUAGGGCUAAGGGGGGGUAUUGGGACAGGCCCUAAGUCUCCAGUGCCUCUGCUCUAUGGGCGCCGAUUGUCCAGGUAAUUUCGUACCGCCGAAAUACAGCUUUUUCGGCUUCAUACACCACGGAGCAACUUUCAAAGGAAUAAACAGGCCAAUGCUGUAUGUAGGUUUCUGAAUACAUCCAUGACAUCUUCUUAUAGACAAGAGUCUUGUGCUCAUGAUAGUGUGAGAUGUCAACAUUAAUGACGUCCUCUUCAGUGUAGCUGUGAAGAAAAUGGUUUCAUGAAAUUGCUCACAACAAGGUCUGUGGAUUAUCUUGAGUCGCCGGGUCACAGUUUCUGGAAAGAGACAUUUCUGUUGAGUCAUUUAAAUGUGUUUUAUUGGCGCUUUGAACACCACAAGCUGAAUGUCAUCUAGUUCCAUUAUAUUGGAGAGAAGGCAGACAUCUCUACAGCUGAUAUCUGCAAUAUAGGUGAGAGGAAAAAAUACGUAUUACGUAACUAAAUCCUAAAGCAGGAGGGUUUUAGAACAAUUAGAACCAAUAAAAAGUACGAAACAUUCCUAUUGCCAUUUCUCCUAGGUUGGGCCCAUUUUCGAGUCAGAUUGACCGGACUACUGGUAUCAGUUUGAUUUUAAGGCUUCCUUCCUGACCGCUAAAAUUGCUCAACACUUAUCAUCCACUUCUAUCCCUCUAUUGAUUCUUUCAACUAAUUUUCUACCUUCAAACCCUCCUCCUCCCUCAUCACAUCACUUUUCUCCUGUGUUUCACCUCAGCGACUCCUGAACAGAGAAGGAGGCGAUGUUGCAGUAUUUCUUUGGGACAUAAGGCGAUGCACAUGAUUACAUGGGAGAUUUUGAUGCAUUUCAAGGGGACAAAUAUUCACCUGUGCCAUGGAUUCUUAGUAGAUUCUUACCAAUCCGCCCCUCCCUCUGCUCAUGACCAUCCUAUCACCUUUCCGAGCCAAUUAAAGGUGGAUGCCUCUGACCUCCGCCCACCUCAUCACCUUGUUUUUCAUCCUGCGGUUCUCUACUCCGAGACUGAUGGAAAGGCAAAAGAAAAAGAUGGAUGCUGUCUCACUCCCUCUCUUUCUCUCGUCCUUUUCUCUCUUUCAACUGGAAAACACAGGGUGCUCCCCCCAUCCCUCGCCAACGGCAAAAAAAGUUUCUUAUUUUUGUUGUUUAUUUAUCCACUCUUGUUUGCUGGAUCAAUCAUUUCACUCCUGUGAUAAACAAACGGACAAAUGGAUGGAUGUCACUUCCUUCCGACUACUGAUUUACAAACAGACAAGACGUCUAUUUUUUAAGAGAAAACUAUAUGGAACAUUUUAAUUUUGUUGAUUUUUUGUUUGUUUUGUUUUGUUGGUUUCUCCCACUCUCUCCCCUUCCUGGAUUUUUUGCAAGAAGAGGAGGAUUCCUCUGAGACUGUACUGAUCCCCACCCGACACAACACCACAGACACCACACACAGGUGCAAUAAAACACUGGAGUUUGGAAAAACACACACAUGCAGACAUUUACAAAAUUUGUGUUACUAUACUUCAGGGGAUGUUUCCUUCCUUCCUUUCCAAACUAUAAACCCUCAGCGAGAUCUGACCGAGUCGACCAAAGUCCCCGCAGGUUCAUUUUGUAGUAUUUCAGAAUUUUAUUACCCUGGCACCAACACCAGUUCGUAAAUGUGAGUUAGUCUGGAACCUCUCAGUUCAUCACAGUUUCCAAGAGGUGUUGUCAACAGCCGUAGAUCAAAAUGUCUCAGGACACAAUUGGAUUGACCUGCAACCAAUCAGAGCGAUGACACGUGAUGUAGCGCUGAGCAACGCAAACAGAAAACAGCGUGCAGAGAUGAGCUGAGAUGGAGAAACAUUACCAUGUCUGUGAGUGAGUGUGGCUGUUUUGCCUUCAGAAUUUUAAAAUACUUCAACAGAAAGUUCCACACCAGCUGCAGCCAUCUUGUUUUCUUAAUUUGAAAAUGCCUCAGUGGCGCUCCUCCUCACUAAGCUACCUUUAUUCUUGCCAUAUUGUUUCAGGCACGAGGAUUCACAAGCUGAAAAUGACUUAAGAUUAAGAUUGAUCUUUAUCGUCUCUCAAGAGAAAUUCAUUGUGGGCAUACGAAAAAAGUACCGGCGUCUCACAUCAACAUGCAGAUUACAGUCACACUUGACUUAAUCAAGUCUUUUGUGUUAAGCGUAAAGUCUGCACAAGUUGUUCGUCAUUGCAACACACCUGUCCAGAGUUGCGUUAGUAUUUCUCGUUGCCCGUCAUUUUGAAGGACAGGGUCGUAAAGACUGUCAUAAUCUGGUAGCACUUACACUCAUAUUUUAUCUGCUGCCGACUGAUGUACGUUGUCAGUAUUACCUGCUUGUCCGUCAUCCUCCAUUGCAUCAGUUCCUGUUUUUGCUCAUUUUUGGGCUCCAGAGAUUUGGUAACACAAGUAAUCAAUUGCGACUGUUUGAGGUGUGGCUGAACAUGACUUAUCUAAAAGCGUAUUUCAUUGUAAAGCUGCACGCAGCAUAUUAAUUCCCUCGGCCUGUCCUUGCCCUGUUCUCGCUCUGUUUACAGUGAGACUGCUGCGGGAGUGCGAGCUCCACACUUGGUACAGUUUGUGAAUGUCCGUUAGCUCACACACAGUGACCGGGCUAACUGUCCGCAACACACAGCGAAUACUACCCAACAUUUAUUAACAGAUUUAACAAAAGAGUCGAACCAUGUCAGAGUCGGUGUGUUUGUUAGGUUUAACGGCUCGGUGUUGGAUGUUGGAUGUUAGUUGCCGAUGCUGUGCGAGCUCAUGCUAACUGGUUCAACUUCCGGCUUUGACAUUUUGCAGUGUAGCAAUUUAGCUUAAAAAGCAAAGAGGUAACCUCUCUGGCUAAAGUCAUGUACGUGAGACUACACGCCACCAUCUGGACAGGAGUGUGAAUUACGUAAAGUUACAGUAGAUCGCUCGCUUCUCAAAAUGACAGACAAACUUUAGAUUUUUCAGUUAGUGUUAAAAAAUAUCAGUCAGCGAUUACAUGUUCGUUAGCCAAUCAGAUGCUAACAUUUUAGUUUAAAGUUUUACUGGUCAGGAAGAAACAAAGAAGUUAAAGAGUGAAAGUUUUAAACCUGUAUAGUAUAGUAAUACAAAUAAACACACACACACACACACACACACACACACACCAGGGUGGCCUACCUGGGCACUGCUGCUGCUGACCUCUGCCUCUGUGACCUCUCACCUUUGACCUCACCACUGUCUGUCGCCCACUCGGACGCCUGCUCCUGAUUGGCUGCAGGAGGCUGCAGGGCUGAACUGUGGUUGGUCGAUUCAGGAAGGGGGGUGGGAGGAAAUCCCAGGUGCAAAAAAAAAAUAUAUAUAGAUAUAUUAAUGAAAAACAACUAAUAAAAAAAAAAUCUAUAUAGAAAAACAGAUGUUAUGUGAGAUGGGAUGCUUACACCCAGUGCUUCAUGGGAAAUGUAGUUUGAGGAAAACAAAUGUUUGUAGUUGUCUAAGGAGGCAGAAACAACAGAUUUUAAAAAAAGAGAUGCCUCGGUCUUUACCAGACUGGUCACUCAGAAUGCAUUUAUCUUAGUAUUGUUAAUGUUAUUUAUUUUAUAUUUUGUUAAAACUGUGAUUUUAAUUGUACAUAUAUAAACGGAAACCCUUGAACAUCCAA
Messenger RNA from Epinephelus moara (kelp grouper), 6506 nucleotides. RefSeq names its product regulator of G protein signaling 19 (gene rgs19). Bases 477 to 1175 code for a protein of 232 amino acids. Lineage: Eukaryota; Metazoa; Chordata; Actinopteri; Perciformes; Serranidae. The transcript is spliced from 6 exons. The record is from RefSeq and is a predicted model, not a curated record.